This is a messenger RNA of Moneuplotes crassus, 1662 nucleotides long. The record is from the annotation of a GenBank genome assembly. NCBI's taxonomy places the organism in Eukaryota, Ciliophora, Spirotrichea, Euplotida, Euplotidae.
AUAAUGGAAUCAAGUGAUCACAUAUUCAUCAGUAAAUUAGAAAACAGAGUCAAUGAUGUGUUAGUUAGCUUCGACGGAUCUAACCCUCAAUGUAUGGCCAAACUGAAGGAAAGCAUUCAUGUUCAGAACGAGGAGUCUCGAAAUAUGGGCAACAGUACAAAUUCACGUUGCAGAGCUCAUCCCAAGGUUCACCUACCUUUUUAUAGGAAUACUCGAAGUAAAUAAGGCGACUCCUCGCAAGGAUACUCAAAUGAAGACUAAUGAAUCAAUGAAUGAAAGUAGUACACAAGAAACAGAUCGUCAGAGCAGAAUUCCUUAUAAAUUUAAGCGGCAAUUUAAGACUCAUCUAAAAGGAAGAAUUGAUGGUAACUGCACUCUCAACCCACAUUCAAAGAAUAAUAAAUUUAUCUUCAUCAACAACUUGGACCUUUUGGAGGAUACUCCUGCGAAACAGGAGAUAACCAAAAAGGACCUUCUAAGCAACUUUAGCAACUCCUGUUUCUCGCCUGAACCGAGCCACAGGAGGAUCGAAAGUAGAUUAGAUGAUAAAUCCUCCCUCAAGGUAAUAGAGUCGAUCAAAAAGAACGUACAGAAAUUCCUGAUCCCUAGUGUCGACAUCGAGAGGCAAAGAUUUGUCCCCACAAGCAUUAUCAAACAUAACAAAGUAGCUUAUAAUAAUCCAAGAUAUCCUUCUUUCUCUGUGCCAAAGCAAAGAAAUGGAGCUAUCUCGAGUGACCCAAGCUUUAAAAAGACAAAGCUCGACCUUAGCAGGUUUAAAGGGAAAAUCAGAGUCAACACACGUCUGCAGCUCCAAGAGGACCCUGAUUUCAUCGAUCCUAAUGUAAAUCGGUGUAAGAACAACUACAGCGUAGUUUGUACACCAACUGUUGCCCUCACAAGUCAGGGUAUUCUACGUAAUGAUUCAGAAACCAAGAAUAGGACUAUUGAAUCUAGAGAAAAAUCAGUUAAUUCAGCUACCUUUAAACUCCCUCAGUUAAGUACCAGGAGUAAAAGAAGAGCAAAGUACUCUACCAGUUCUGCUAGAAAAAAGCUACCCAAGUGCUUCCUCAUGGAAGAUGAUGACUUUGAGUCUUCUAGAAAGUCCAUAAACUUGAGCUCCAAAAGGAAAUCCAAGGAAGAGUCAAGAUCGAAGAAAAGAAAAUUAGCUCAGCUACGAAUCUCCAAUUUAGCAGAUUACGACACUGAAAGACUUCUCAAAGCCCAGAUCUGCAAGAAGGAAUGGAACGAUUCUCUAAGAUUUGGGCCAACCGGCCCAAACUGUUUCUAAUCUCAGUGCAGAAUAGAGAGGAAAGACAUUAAGCUGUUUGGCAGAGAUCUGGAUUGUCUACAUACCCACUAUGCAUUUCUUUCAAACAAAGACAAAUGUUCCUCACUUAAGUCAAGAUUUUUGAUGCUAACUACUUUUCUCCAAAAUUUUAUCUAUUAAACUUAAGAUUUUCGUUAUUCGAAACUCUAGAGAAUUUCUAUGUUAAAUUAAAUAAAAUGAAAUAUGUUCGAAGAUUUUUACUUCUUAAAUGACUGGGACAAGCUGUUCUUUAGCACUAGCGAUUAUUGACACACUCAUUGGAUGAAAAGAGUGAAAGCCAGGCUAGACAUCUACCAGAUCUCACCUUGAGCGUACCAAAACAUUCUGGAAGCUAU